Myxocyprinus asiaticus (Chinese sucker) is the source of this 4904-nucleotide messenger RNA. Its product is annotated as rho GTPase-activating protein 27-like. NCBI's taxonomy places the organism in Eukaryota, Metazoa, Chordata, Actinopteri, Cypriniformes, Catostomidae. The transcript is spliced from 19 exons. Gene Ontology annotation, cellular component: cytoplasm. Gene Ontology annotation, biological process: signal transduction; regulation of GTPase activity. Gene Ontology annotation, molecular function: protein binding. The record is from RefSeq and is a predicted model, not a curated record. Bases 355 to 3393 code for a protein of 1012 amino acids.
ACACACCCACCCACAUUCAAGCAUACAUACAUUAAACACAGAGACACGUACUGGCCCUGAGUGACAACUGUCAGGGCUGGAACUUUGAGCUUUAGGUGGAACAACAAAGUGGGUGAAAGAUCGAAGCCUGUCUAAGACAUUAAGAGGAGUGAGCUUCUAGGGAAGGAAAAUAGAUUUAAAGAAAAGAGAAGAAAAAAAGGAGACUGUGCUACAAAUGUAACUUGAACGAGAAGAGAACAAGACAGACGUGUGGAGAGGAUGGCGCUCAUAUCUCCCCUCAGCAGGAGGGCCUUUGUUGAGCCUUGAUUCCUGCUUGUCGGGUGACGCCUUUCCCUCAAGGAGUGCAAGGGGUAAAUGGCUGAGACUGGCAAGAUGACAUCCUUACACAGUCUGGGCUUGGUAUUGGUGGAAUUUGAGUAUGAAUACCAGGGCCGGGACGGUCACAAGGUGUCCAUUAAACCCAACGAGCGCUACAUCCUCCUGGCCAAAACCAAUGAUCAUUGGUGGCAUGUGUGCAAAGAUGAACAUGCCAAGCCAUUUUAUAUCCCUGCUAAAUAUGUAAAAGAGCUUCCACCCAACAUACCUUCACCUCUGGACUUCAGAGAGCCACCAUGCCCUGAUCUGACACCUGCUGUGCCUGACCUGGCAGAGGUCCGCAAAUUGGAUGAGGUGACAAUUAGACUACGUUCUAAAGGGAAUUAUCAUAAAACGGAAAAUCGAAUGUCGACUUUUGGUGUCCCUUUGGAUUUACACGAGCCCCCUUCUUACAAGUGUGGUGGACCUCCAGACUCUGUCAUAUCCCUGCUUACGGUUUCUGCCUCAGACUCGUCGCAGCAGAAGAAGAGGAUGAGUCAUGCGACCAGUCUGUUCUUUGGCUCUCGUAGCACUCCAGCUGAAACAGUGCCUGAUAAGUUCAGAGUGCCCAGCUUCAGCCCGGCCGACCCUCUUCAUAGACCUAUCCCGGUCAAACCUCUGGAGCUCCCUGUCUUCAAAAACACAACAGAAACCAAGUCUCACAGGAAGUCACCAGAGCCCGAAUCCCCAAUUGAGCCUGAAAGUGAAAGCUCCAGUUCAGAACCACUGCCAUCACCAGACUCAGAGAAUAUUUAUGAAUCCAUAUCGGAUCUGAAUCUAGACGAGUUGAUACUGACUGACAAAGCACCAACAGGAUUGCCAAAUGCACCAGGCUCGCCCCCAAAGAUAAAGGUUGAGAAUGAAAACCCCAACACGGCAGUGUACGCUAACGUUACUGACCUGAAGAAGAACGGCCCUCGCUCUCCGAUCUCCUCUGCCUCCAACUGCUCCUCACCAGGCAUCACCCUCAGUCCCGCCCCUGACUCCACCUCCCCUCCUGAAUUGGCUGGAUGGCAGGUCCAUACUGACCACGACAGUGGCAAGGAUUUCUACUACCACCCUGCCACGGGGCAGAGCAGUUGGUCUGAUCCCCGUAGCCCCCACCCAGGAGUUGGUAUGGAGACCUCCCCCUUUCCCUCAAUGUCCACCCCAUCAUCAGCCCACUCACAGGGCUCUGACUGGGAGCAGCUUUUGGAUGAGGCCACUGGGAAACAUUACUACUAUAACCACACUUUGAAGCAAUCCUCUUGGACUGUGCCAGAGCCGCUGUCCCCACUGCCCACUGCUGACGGGGUGCAAGAUCAUAGCAAGCAAGCAGAUGUGCCGCCACCUCUGCCAGAGGAGGACUAUCCUACGAAUGAUCAUGAGGAAUCCCAUAAUCUUCCUCACCUCCCUAAGGAUCUUCAGUUAACCCAAAUCAAACGCACCAUCAUUCCUAGGGCUGCUAUGGACACACAUAAAGAUGCCCCUGUGGGCUGGAGCUGCUCUGUAGAGGAUGGAAAAACUGUCUUCACAAGUGAACACACACACGAACAGUGGGUCCAGUCUAAAGAUGACAAAGGGAAGGUGUAUUACUACUCAAAAGAUGGGUCUAAAUGCCAGUGGGUUCUUCCAGAGGCUUCAAUCUUGCCCGGUCAGCCAACGAUGAGAAACGGAAUGGACCAAGAUGCUCAAUCUGUUCAGAACAACUGGAGACACACUAUGGGCCAGUUCAAUGUAUCUCAGGAAGAUCUGAAAUUUUACCCCUCUCACAGGAGGAUCGCCUCUGACUAUGCCAGCGAUGCCUCCAGCUCAGGGAAUUCACCAGAAAUACAACAUCACGAUAAAAGGCCAAGACGGCGGCGGAACCUGUCCAAUCAGAGCGUCGAUUCACAUUCACAUCAUUCAUCAUUGGAGAAAGCUGGCAUUCUCAAUAAGACCAAAGUUGCUGAGAAUGGAAAGAGGCUGAGGAAGAACUGGGCACAAUCGUGGACCGUUCUCCAUGAUGGCAUACUCACCUUCCACAAGGACCCUAAAUAUACGCCUGCUGGGAUGUCGACCAAGAGCAAUCAGAUCGUCCCAGAGUACACAGUGGAAUUGAAGGGAGCGACUCUAUCAUGGGCGUCCAAAGAAAAAUCAAGCAAGAAGAACGUUCUUGAGCUGAAGACACGUCAUGGUUCAGAGUAUCUGAUACAGUAUGACACAGACAGCAUCAUCCACGACUGGCACAAGAUCAUCCUGGACACCAUCAGACUGCAGGACAACGGCCAUUACUCCGAGGAUGAGGUAGAAGACAUUCCAGAAAAAUCUCCAUUGCCUGCAGACAGAGAGAGGAAGACUGACUCAACAAGGUUGAGCACGUCAAGCAACAUAGAUGUAGAAGAAGGACGUGUUCGCAACAAAUUACGGAAGUUCCUCCAGAGGAGGCCCACCCUACAGUCAGUCAAAGAGAAAGGCUACAUCAAAGAGAAUGUAUUUGGCUGCCACCUAGACACCCUGUGUCAUCGGGAAAACGCAACCGUGCCCAAGUUUGUGGAAAAAUGCAUCAGAUCUGUGGAGAAAAGGGGUCUAAAAAUAGAUGGAAUCUACAGAGUGAGCGGGAACCUGGCUGUGAUACAAAAGCUUCGUUAUAAAGCUGAUCAUGAAGAGGAUUUGGAUCUGGAGGACGGGCAGUGGGAGGAGAUCCAUGUGAUCACAGGAGCUCUAAAGCUCUUCCUGCGUGAACUUCCGGAGCCUCUGUUCCCUUACAGCUUCUUUGAUGGGUUCAUUGCUGCCAUUAAAAUGAGUGACUACAAACAAAAAGUGUCAUAUAUGCGAGAUCUGGUGAGAAACCUGCCUUUGCCCAACCAUGACACCAUGGAGGUUCUCUUCAAACAUCUUCGCAAGGUGAUUGAGAAUGGGGAGUCGAACCGCAUGUCUGUCCAAAGUAUGUCCAUCGUUUUUGGCCCAACAUUACUGAGACCACAAGAAGAGUCCAACAUCACCAUCCACAUGGUCUUCCAGAACCAAAUCGUGGAGCUCAUUCUCAACGAAUACAACGAGGUCUUCCAAACCAAAUAAAAUCAUCCAACUCAAACAGAAUACAACCCAUCGACUCCAAAAUCUUACAUUACCAUGAACUCUCCUGUGAAAUGAACAAAGUUACUGAUUGUUCUCUGUUUACUGAUUGGAUACAGACUUUCAUAUAGGUUAAGAUCAUGUUUAGAAAUGUGGACACAUGAUUGGCCAGUAGGCGCUAACAAACUUGUCACAGAUCCCCAUUCAUGUUUUCUUUUGAACCAAAUUCAUAACCAAUCAGCAAUGUUUUUCAGCAGUUAUGGUGUCAUAAGGUUUUAAUGUCAGUGGAUAUAUACUCGAAUGGAAAACAUUUUAAAGACUGAUAUCCAAGCUGGAAGUAUUCAUUGACCCACAUCUAAGGACCACCUCUGGGUUUACAGUCCUAGGUUGGAUUUCAGUACCCUGUGAAACAUCAUCAUCAGGAUUUCUAAAAGACUUAGUUCAAACAUUUGCAUGAGUGAGAAGCUUUGAUUGGAUUUUUGGGUUUCAGACAUGGUGCCUCAGAACUGCCUUGUUCCAAAUUGUUUCUCUGAUCCAUGUUCUUGGUACUUAUGAAAUGAAGUGAACAAAAUGAUCAUCAGCCAAUAUGAUCAAAGAAAUCCUGUCCGAUAGGACAUUUGUUUGUUAAUGCAAUGCGAACAUGACACACUUGUGGAGUCCUCAGUGAACUUUUGACAGUGCACAUACUUGCACACUACUGAAAAUUAUAUAUUAUUGCCUUGUCACUAAAGUAUUGUGCCUGUGGAACAUUAGAAACAUCCUUCAGUUAGUCAAUCAAACAAAUAGUUUCAUUCCUGUGAGGUCUCAGUGCAGAGGUUGAAUAAGUGCCAAACAAAAGAUCCUCUAUGUAUGUUUGCUUGGUGUAAUUUAUCUCAGAACAAAGAUGUUUAUGAUGAAACCCAGACUUUAGAAGUGCUUAAUUACCAAAGUGGUAAGAGCACUUUUAACUUUAUUACUGGAAAGAGGGAUUGUUGUUAAAACUAAAAAAGAGUUUAAUUAACCAACCGACUAACAUAGUAAAUAUAUUUUAACUGUGCCUUUAUGAGCAAAUAUUAGUAUAAAAUACUGACAGUACAAUGCAUGAGUAUGAAUGCAGCAAAAAUAAAAUGUUGACUCUGCAUUGAGUGGUAAAUACAAACUUUGUGUAUGUAGACUAAAGCUGUACAUAUUUUUACAGACUUUUGUUUAUAUAAAAAUAUGGUUAAGUAAUAAUUGGCAUUUUCAGUUUUAUUAGAGAGAUAAGUAUUCUGUAAAUAAAACUGAUACACCGUUUUAAUUUUAUGCAAAUAUGUGCAUAGUUUUUACACUUGUAAUUAGUGAGAUCAAGCAAAUGGACAGAGAUAAGAUAUAAAAAGAUAUUUUAUUUUAAGUAUUACAGGAGUGUUCAUUCGCAAUUAUUAUUUUGCAAGUCAGAUGAAACCUAUGCACAUCAAUUUAAAAAAGCAAACAGAUAUUAUCACUAGACUAUAGAUCAGUGCAAUGUGGGAAACCAUCAAUAAAUGUGGUGCUUCCGA